Messenger RNA from Theobroma umbraticum, 3437 nucleotides. RefSeq names its product putative leucine-rich repeat receptor-like serine/threonine-protein kinase At3g14840. NCBI's taxonomy places the organism in Eukaryota, Viridiplantae, Streptophyta, Magnoliopsida, Malvales, Malvaceae. Gene Ontology annotation, biological process: protein phosphorylation. Gene Ontology annotation, molecular function: protein binding; protein kinase activity; ATP binding. The record is from RefSeq and is a predicted model, not a curated record.
AUUGACUUCGCCUAACUCAAAAUUCUUCACUCCCUCUCUCUUUUCUCUCUGUAAGGUGUCGCAUAAUAUUCUUCCUCUUGCUUUGUUUCAUUUCAUGGAAACUUCCGACUUUCAUAUUCAAAUAUCUUUAUUAAAAACCAUUCUUCCUGGCCAUUUUCUUUUCCAUUCAAAUCAAGCAAGAAGCUAAUGUAUUCCUCUUCAACAUCCAAGAUGUUCUUUCCUCGACUUGUUUUCUCUUCAAUAUUCAUUGUGUGUUGCCUUGCAACUUCCACAUUCGGAGCUACGCUUGCAAAGGAUGAAGUGGAAGCCUUGAAAAGCAUAGGUGAGACGCUAGGAAAGAGAAAUUGGGAUUUUGGCAUCGAUCCAUGUAGUCGACCCAGCAGCUGGGAAGAGGUCGUACCACCCAAAUCUUAUUAUGCUAAUAAUGUCACCUGUGAUUGCACUUUCUCCGGUAACACCACUUGCCAUGUUAUCAGCAUAGAGCUCAAGGGACAAAAUCUUACUGGUACUCUUCCACCAGAAUUAGUCAGGUUCCCUUACCUCCAAAAGAUUGAUCUCACUCGCAACUAUCUUAGUGGCCCCAUUCCUCCAGCAUGGGGUUCUAUGCAACUGACUGAUAUUUCCCUUCUUGGAAAUCGUUUAACAGGUUCAAUCCCAAAAGAGCUGGCAAACUUAAGUAAUCUUACCAGCUUAGUCCUUGAGCAAAAUAACUUUGUGGGGACUUUGCCUCCAGCACUAUGGAAUCUACACAACAUUGAAAGGAUGCUUCUUAAUUCCAACAAUUUUAGUGGAGAGUUGCCUGCAGAAUUUGCCAGGCUGACUACAUUGAAGGAGUUUCGGAUUAGUGACAACAACUUCACAGGAAAGAUUCCAGACUUCAUAUUCCAGAAUUGGACAAAACUUGAACAAAUAUUCAUCGAGGGAAGUGGUUUGAGUGGGCCAAUUCCAGACAUUGGGGCUUUAGAAAAUUUAGAAUACAUGAUAAUUAGUGACUUGAAUGGAGCUGAGGCAACUUUUCCACAACUUGGUAAAUUGCCUAAGUUGGAAAGACUGAUGUUGAGGAGUUGCAAUCUCAAUGGAGAGUUACCGGAUAAUCUUAGUACAGUGACAACAUUAAAGAUUUUAGAUCUCAGCUUUAACAGACUCAGUGGAAAAAUUCCAACUAAACUUUCUGCUCUUUCAAAUCUGGAUCAAUUGUUUUUAAAUGGAAACAUGUUCACUGGAGAAGUCCCUGGAUGGAUACUGAACACAAAAGAAAAAAUGGAUGUUUCAUAUAACAACUUCACAAGCACAGGUGCAUCAGGCUGUGAACACAAUAGUGUGAACUUGUUUGCGAGCAUUUCAAGGGUUAACAACUCAGGAAUUGUUUCAUGUUUGGCAAGCAAUAACUGCACUAAAACUUUGCACUUUCUUUAUAUAAAUUGUGGAGGGAGAGAAGAAAAUGUUAAUGGAACCACCUAUGAAGCUGAUUAUUAUGCAGCUGGGCCUUCAACAUUUUUCCAAAGUACAAAUACUUGGGCAUUUAGCAACACCGGUAUUUUCCUGGGUGAUGAUCGUCCAGAUGACAUCUAUGUUUCGGAAAACAUGCAACUUCUUAUGAUUGAUGAACUGUACAGAACUGCUCGCCUUUCACCUAGCUCUUUGACUUACUAUGCAUUCUGUCUGGCAAAUCGCACAUACAACAUAAGCCUCCAUUUUGCCGAGAUACAGAUCGCUGAUGGUCAAAAUUUUAGCAGCUUAGGGAGGCGGAUAUUUGAUGUGUACAUUCAGGGAAAGCGCGUGCUGAAGGAUUUCAAUAUUAAGGAUGAAGCAGGUGGAGCUGCCAAACCAAUUGUAAAAAAUUUUACUGCAACUGUGGAAGAUGGUACUUUGGAGAUCCAUUUGCGUUGGGCUGGAAAAGGGACAACUUCUAUUCCCGUGAGAGGAGUUUAUGGUCCUCUUAUCUCAGCAAUAUCCAUUUUUGAUCCUGGUUAUAUACCACCACCAGAAAAUGGGGGUAGUAAUGGCAUCUCUAUAGGCAUGGUGGCUGGAAUCGUGGCUGGAGCAGCAUUUGCCAUCUUCCUGCUUGGGGGUGUCCUUUGGUGGAAUGGCUGUUUAAGACAGAAGAAUACAUUGGAACGAGAUCUAAAAGGAAUAGAGUUGCAGACCAAUUCUUUUACCUUAAGACAGAUUAAAGCUGCCACAAACAACUUUGAUGCUGCUAAUAAGAUUGGAGAAGGUGGUUUCGGUCCUGUUUACAAGGGCAUUCUUGCAGAUGGCACAGUAAUUGCUGUUAAGCAGCUAUCCGCUAGAUCAAAGCAAGGAAAUCGUGAGUUUGUGACUGAGAUUGGCAUGAUUUCAGCUCUACAACAUCCUCAUUUGGUGAAGCUGUAUGGAUGCUGCAUUGAAGGAAAUCAAUUGCUGCUUAUAUACGAGUACUUGGAAAACAACAGCCUUGCUCGUGCAUUGUUUGGCCCAGAAGAGUUUCAGUUGAAAUUAGACUGGCCGACAAGACGGAAGAUCUGCAUUGGUAUAGCAAGAGGUUUAGCUUAUCUCCAUGAAGAAUCAAGGUUGAAGGUUGUCCAUAGAGACAUUAAGGCCACCAAUGUGUUGCUUGAUAAGAAUCUAAACCCUAAAAUAUCUGACUUUGGUUUGGCCAAGCUUGAUGAAGAGGAUAAUACCCACAUAAGCACCCGAGUUGCUGGAACUUAUGGCUAUAUGGCUCCUGAAUAUGCAAUGCAUGGUCGUUUAUCUGACAAAGCAGAUGUAUAUAGUUUUGGGAUUGUGGCGCUUGAAAUUGUUAGUGGCAGGUGCAACACUAAAAGCCGAUCGAAGGAAGAAUCUUUCUAUCUCCUUGAUUGGGCUCAUAUUUUGAAGGAGAAAGGGAACUUGUUGGAUUUAGUCGACCCAAGGAUAGGCUCUGAGUGCAACAUAGAAGAGGUGAUGGCAAUGAUAAAUGUAGCUCUCCUAUGCACAAAUCUUACUGCUGCAGCUAGGCCUUCCAUGUCUUCUGUGGUGAGCAUGCUUGAAGGCAGGGCUGCUAUUUCUGAGUUUAUAGAUUCAAGUUUUUCUGCAAAAGAAAUGAAUGCUGAAGCAAUGAAAAAGUUGUACCUGCAACUUGAACAAAAUGAUGCAGAUAAUAGCCAGACAAAGAGUAUGUUAGCAGAUGGGCCAUGGACUUCCUCUUCUACAUCUGCUGCUGAUCUCUAUCCAGUCAAUUUGACUUCUGGUUAUUGGCAAAAUAGAGAUUCGACAAACUACGUACAGUGACAUGAUUAGCUGUCAGAACACCUUAACUAGGAAAGGUUUUUUUUUUUUUAAGGAAAGGUACAAUGAACAUUUUUCUUGUUUGAUGUGAUUACUUUGAAGGUGCAUUUGCAAAGAUUUAUUAGUGUGAUGUGAUAAUUGUAUUUUUUCAAGAGAAUAUAAAUGAAACACAAUUUUGUUUUUUGAUUGAA